Molecule: messenger RNA, 4001 nt
Organism: Siniperca chuatsi (mandarin fish)
Lineage: Eukaryota; Metazoa; Chordata; Actinopteri; Centrarchiformes; Sinipercidae
Gene: grm6a
Product: glutamate receptor, metabotropic 6a
Exons: 15
Coding region: 239-2680 (813 amino acids)
Biological process (GO): regulation of synaptic transmission, glutamatergic; G protein-coupled glutamate receptor signaling pathway
Cellular component (GO): membrane
Molecular function (GO): adenylate cyclase inhibiting G protein-coupled glutamate receptor activity
Source: RefSeq, a predicted model, not a curated record
CUGGUUCUGGAUUGGAAGAACACCUCGUCAGUCCUUGCUGUGGCCCCACCUCCUGCUGUCUCUCUGGCUCUGGUUUGGUGGACAGGUGGUCCAGGUGAGCACCUCCCACCAGCACUUCCAUCCCCACUCCAUAAAGAUACCUGGUGACAUCACUCUGGGGGGGCUGUUCCCCGUCCAUGCCCGCGGCCCCCACGGUCUGCCCUGCGGAGAGCUGAAAAAGGAGAAGGGGAUCCACCGCAUGGAAGCCAUGUUGUACGCUCUGGACCAGAUCAACAGCGACCCCGAGCUGCUGCCCAACAUCACGCUGGGGGCCCGCAUCCUCGACACCUGCUCCAGAGACACCUAUGCUCUGGAACAGUCGCUCACCUUCGUCCAGGCGCUGAUCCAGAAAGACACGUCUGACAUCCGCUGCUCCAACGGGGAGCCGCCCAUCAUCCGCAAACCAGAGAGGGUGGUGGGAGUGAUCGGAGCGUCUGCCAGCUCUGUGUCCAUCAUGGUGGCCAACAUCCUGAGACUGUUCGAGAUCCCUCAGGUGAGUUAUGCGUCCACGGCUCCGGAGCUCAGCGAUAAUAACCGAUACGAUUUCUUCUCUCGGGUGGUUCCUCCGGACUCGUACCAGGCUCAGGCCAUGCUGGACAUCGUCAAAGCUAUGGGCUGGAACUAUGUCUCCACACUUGCCUCUGAGGGAAACUAUGGGGAGAGCGGAGUCGACGCCUUCAUGCAGAUCUCCAGAGAAGCUGGUGGGGUGUGUAUCGCUCAGUCGGUGAAGAUUCCUCGUGAGCCAACAGCCGGAGAGUUUGACAAGAUCAUCAAACGUCUGAUGGAGACGAGUAAUGCCAGAGGAGUGAUCAUCUUUGCCAAUGAGGACGAUAUCAAGCGUGUCCUUGAAGCGGCGAAGCGCACUAACCUGACCGGUCACUUCCUGUUUGUGGGGUCGGACAGCUGGGGAGCAAAGAGUUCACCAAUCACAGGGCUGGAGGACGUAGCCGAGGGCGCCGUCACCAUCCUGCCCAAACGGGCUUCAAUAUACGGCUUUGAUCAGUACUUCAUGUCUCGUUCUCUGGAGAACAACCGCAGGAACAUCUGGUUCAAUGAGUUCUGGGAGGACGACUUCAGGUGUAAACUGACCCGGCCUGGAAUCAAACUGGACCCUGACAAGAAGAAAUGUACAGGUGAGGAGAGGAUCGGUCGAGACUCAUCGUACGAGCAGGAGGGGAAGGUUCAGUUUGUGAUCGAUGCAGUUUAUGCUGUCGCUUACGCUCUACACAGCAUGCACCAGGAUCUGUGUCCUGGCAGCUCCGGAGUCUGCAGCAACAUGGACCCUGUGGAGGGACGCUCGCUGCUCGACUACAUUAGAGCCGUCAACUUCAAUGGAAGUGCAGGUACGAGUGUUUUGUUCAAUGAGAACGGAGACGCUCCCGGUCGCUACGACAUCUUCCAGUUCCAGAUGACCAAUCACAGCCAUCCUGGUUACCAUGUCAUCGGCCAGUGGACCAAUAACCUGAGACUCAAUUUGGAGGAGAUGCAGUGGUCUGGAGGAGAUAAAUCAGUUCCAGACUCCAUCUGUAGUUUUCCCUGUAAACCAGGAGAGAGGAAGAAGAUGGUGAAAGGAGUUCCCUGCUGCUGGCACUGUGAGCUCUGUGAUGGUUAUCAGUACCAGUGGGAUGAGUUUACCUGUGAAACCUGUCCGUCAGACAUGCGCCCCGCCCCCAACAGAACCACCUGUCGUCCAACUCCAAUCAUCAAACUGGAGUGGAACUCCCCCUUUGCCCUAGUGCCCGCCUCUCUCGCUAUGCUCGGUAUCCUAGCAACGAGCUCUGUGGUCAUCACCUUCAUCCGCUUCAACGACACGCCCAUCGUCAGGGCUUCAGGGAGGGAGCUCAGUUACGUACUGCUGACAGGUAUCUUCCUGAUUUACCUGAUCACUUUCCUGAUGAUCGCAGAGCCAGGUGUGGUGGUUUGUGCAUUCCGGCGCCUCCUGCUGGGCCUCGGUAUGGCCAUCACCUACUCUGCAAUGUUGACCAAAACCAACCGCAUCUACCGUAUCUUCGAACAAGGCAAGAAGUCGGUGACCCCGCCCAAAUUCAUCAGCCCCACCUCCCAGCUCAUCAUCACCUUCAUCCUCAUCUCCGUCCAGGUCCUCGGUGUGUUUGUGUGGUUCGGCGUCGACCCUCCUCACACCAUCAUUGACUAUGAGGAGCUCCGGCCCCCGAACCCCGACCUGGCCCGAGGCAUCCUGAAGUGUGACAUGUCCGACCUGUCACUCAUCUGCUGCCUCAGCUACAGCAUCGUACUCAUGGUAACAUGUACGGUGUACGCAGUAAAGAGUCGUGGUGUUCCAGAAACAUUUAACGAAGCAAAGCCAAUCGGUUUCACCAUGUACACCACCUGCAUCAUCUGGCUUGCCUUCGUACCAAUCUUCUUUGGUACCGCCCAGUCCACAGAGAAGAUGUUUAUCCAGACGGCCACUCUGACUGUCUCCAUGUCUCUCAGUGCGUUCGUCUCUCUCGGGAUGCUCUACAUGCCAAAGGUUUACGUCAUCAUCUUCCACCCCGAACAGAACGUCCAGAAGAGGAAGAGAAGCUUCAAGGCUGUUGUCCAGGCUGCCAGAAUAUCUCAAAAAUCGUUAAAUGAGAAACAGAACGGAGAGACGAAGAUUGAACCUGACAGAUCGCAGUAACACUGCAGUAAUACUACAAACUACAGGUAGCUGCAGAACAAUCCCUUUCCAGGGCCUGAUGACAUCAUCAUCAUGAAGAUCACAUGGUCCCGUCCGCCCCCCCCACUCACACACACACACACACACACACACACACACACACACACACACACACACGUGUGUGUAGUCAUGUCAAAAUAAAACUAUCUACUGGGCUUUUAUACUGAAAAAGAGGAGAUUUUGUGCUUCAGACAGGAAGUCCUCAGCUGGACUCUGAGUGUUGCGUUCAGGUGAAGCUCAGACAUUCAGACGCUCAGUGUUGUUAAAAUGCAGCCAAACUAACUUGUAAGAAAACUGAACCAAUAAAAAACUUGUCAUCAUUGUCAUGGUGACAGAAAAACAAAAGAAACAGCAGUGAGAAGUGAGCUACACGAAAUCCUCGCUUCAGUAUGUACUUUGGUUUUGGUGUCACGGUCUGGUGGGUUUUUUUUGUAGAGCGGGAAAGUCAAACAAAUCGCAGAAGAUAACACUUUUAUCUUUUAUUUUAGAAAAUUGGAAACAUUACAUGGUGGUUCAUUGGCUGAAGUUUUCACUGUAAAUAUUAAGCCACUGUCAAUAUGUUGCUAAGACUCUGACCCGCAUAUUAUUAAAUAUAUAAUAAAUUAUUAUUAAUUAUUAUAAAAUUACAAAUUAAAUUUAUAAAUUUAAAGUAAAUAGUAGCUGAGCUAAAGUACUGUGUAAUAGAUAGAUUUGGGUAAUUCUGUUAAAAAUGGUUUAGCAUGUUUGAUUGUUUCGUAACAUAACAUUUCAUUAUGAAAUAGUAUAUUUUUAAUUCGUAGCGCUAUCUGAACUUCCUGUACUGAAUGUUUCAGGCCAAACACAUGAAUUGUGACUAAUUAAAACUCGUAAUACAUGCAACAUCGACACAAAUCACAUUUUAACACUUUUAACACUUGUACUGUUAGCUAGUUAAGCUAGCAGUUAGUGUGUUAACCAGCACCACAGAGUAUAAUGUUAUAUAAUAUCAGACGUCAGCUGAUCAACUUUUUACUGGUUGAAAAGAUUUUACUGGUUUUCUUUAUAACUGAUGUUGAGAAGCGUAAAUUGCGGACUUCCUGUCUGACUUUCUGAAUUAUGAAAAAGCCAAACAUGAAACAUCUUUAAUUUUACUAUAAAACCCAGAAGAUGUUUGAUUUUGAUCUGAUAACACAUCCAACUUCAACUGGUUAAACUGGUCCAACAGUCUAGUUUGUUGGACUAGAGACGUCUAUCCUGUGGACAGUCAGACUCACCUGAAGGACUCACCUGUUCAUCCUGAGGUUCUCAGUCACCGUUCACCUUC